AUGUAGUCUUAUUUUAUAUUCUUCAAAUAAUGUAAUACAAUAUUAUACAUUAUUUUUUUAGAAUUGAGAAAUACAUAUAAAAUCUUAUCCGCGCGUAGCGCGGUUAAAAAAUCUAGUUAUUAGUAACUAUUCCCUAUGCAUGUAAUUGACAGCCACACAACAAUAAAUUUCUUAUGUUAGAAAUAUGAAAAUAUGGUCGGAAAAUAUAAAGAAUUAUAUAAAUAAUGAGAUAGGGGUUGUUCCAUAUUAUGAGCGGGGAUACUAAAUUAAAAGGAUAAAAAUAAAAAUACCGUAAAUUAAAUUCAUAUAUUAAAAUCGAGUCCAAAAUUCAAUGCAGAAACACUAAAAUAUUAGUUAACUAGCUACUAGAUCAACAAUCUUUUAUUGUAAAAGCAUAAAUCUACGUAUGUGGACGUUGACAUGAUUUAAUACGUACAUAGUUAGACCUAACAAAACUCAUUUGCAUUAAUGCUUUCUAUGGUAUGAUGAGGAAGAAAAUAAUUAGCAUUGAAAGUUAAACCCCCCUAAGUAUCGAUAGAUUUUUAGAAAAAAUGGAGAAGUCAUUAAGCAAAGAUCGCAAUAAUUGCAUCCAUAAUUUUCCUGACCAAUUGAUAAAGAAAUACAAUUAUAAUACAUUGUGUCUAGUUGGUGACAACAUUAUUGUAAAAUAUUUUAGAGAAACCAUAACUUUCAUCAAAUAAAUUAAACAUAUAUAUGACUAUGAAUAAAUUUUAAUUUGUGUAUAUACUUCCAACUUUCAAAAUCGUCCAAAGGACUAGUGAAAAUGAUUAAAUAUAUUCAGUGAAUUGUAGGCCAUGCAUGAGAUUAUAUUUUUUAUAAGUUUAGCAUAGUAUUAUAAUUUUCAUAGUCUAAUUUGUUUACAUGUAUUUAAUAACUGCACAUUAUAUAUUUAACCAAUUUUAAAUUUUGGUUUUGAUAUGUAUAAAUAAAUUGUUCUGUUAAAAUAAAAAAAAAUAUAUAUAUAUAUAUAAUAUUAUGUAAAACUAUUAUAGAAUAUUUCUAUUAUAUGUUAAUAAUUCACAAUUAUUUAUAAUUAAAUGUAAAUUUAAGGAUGCUCACUAAAUGCAUCAGAAUUGGUAAUAUCUAAUUUUAAUGUGAGUUCCUUAUAUUAUUUAAAAAACAAUAAUACUAGAAAAAAGAAGAUAGAAAGUGAUAUUUUCAAAUUAAAUGAAAACUUUGAAAAUUUAUAAAAAUCCCUAUGGAAAUAGGGAUCCCAUGAAAAUAUCUCACAUAUCUGUUAAUUCAAUUAUGUUUUAAAUAAAAACUUAAUUAUAAAUUAAUUUUUUUUAAAUAUUAAUUUUACUUUUUGUUGGAAAAAUCUCUUUUGGAUUCCCAUGGAUAAGGAUGGAGAUGCUAUAAAAAGUUUACAUUCAUCAUUGCUGGAAAAAAUAAUCAAGAAGAGGUUUCAUUCAUCGGAGAUGGUGCUAAAUAUCAUCAAGAUCUCCCAUGUCAGCCCCUAUGCAGAUUCAUUAUAUGACCCACUCGUUGUCCCACUCACUUUCUUCGACCUAAAGUGGCUAAAAGAUUCUGUACAGCAAGUCGUCUUCUACAAACUCACCGAGUCAUCAUCAUCACGCAAGUUCUUCUACUCCGUGAUCAUCCCUAAACUCGAGGCAUCUCUUUCUCUUGUUCUCGGUCACUUCCUCCCCCUUGCGGGUCACGUCACUUGGAACCCGCAAGAUCCUAAGCCUUGCAUCGUCGUGUUCCCGCACGACACUGUCACGUUGACAGUGUCUGAGAGCGAGGAAGAUUUCAGCAGUGUUUCAGGCAAGGGAAAACGUCUCGCGAGCGAGACACGUGCCCUGGUCACCGAGUUUCCGGCUUCUUGUGACUCGCCGUGUGUCCUUUCUUUACAAGUUACCUUGUUCCCUAACCAAGGGUUCUGUAUAGGCAUAACAGCAAACCAUGCGGUCAUGGAUGGCAAAACGGUAGUGAAUUUUUAUAAAUCAUGGGCUCAUAUCUGUAAAUCACAAACACAUGGAAAUAUAUUAUUACCUGAUGAUUUAACUCCCAGUUUAGACCGCACGAUCAUCAAUGUCCCUGCUUAUCUUGAAGCCAAGAUGUUGGUUCUUCAAGGUGAAAGAACCCUCAAGAUCCCUCAAGCUGGAGAGAUCGGCCAUGACAUAUUCAGGAUCACGCUUGAGUUGACUCUGGAAAACGUAGAGAAACUUAGGGAGCGAGCUAAGAGCGAGUCAACUCGCUCUCAUUCUGAGCUUCACUUGUCCACGUUCGUUCUGGCUUACGCCUACAUGUGGACUUGCUUGGUGAAGACGCAUGGAGGCCAAGGGGAAAGACCGGUUCGUCUCAUGUAUGCUGCUGACUUUAGGAACCGGUUAGACCCGCCGGUUCAUAAGGGAUACUUAGGGAACUGUGUGUUCCCCAUCGGUUGCUUCGGACACAAAGCUAAGACGUUUUUGGGAGAAGAUGGAUUUGUCAAAGCCGUCGAGAUCCUCGGCGACUCGGUCAAAGGUUUGCGUUUAUUAGGGAUUGAGCAACUUUGCGAGUUGUACGUGGAUGGAAAGAAGAGAGUGAAACCGGGUACACAGCUCGGGACUAUUGCAGGUUCAAACCGGUUUGGGCUAUAUGGUUCGGAUUUCGGGUGGGGAAAACCGGUUAAUACUGAGUUCGUUUCGAUAGACAGGAAUGAAGCGUUCUCGAUGUCGGAGAGAGAUAUGUCCGGUGGUGUGCAGGUCGGUUUGUGUUUGAAGAAACAUGAGAUGCAUGUAUUUAUUUCUUUGUUUAAUGAUGGAUUGGUAAAUUAAAUAUUUUUCUGGCUUUUAUGACUUUCUCUUGUUUGAGAUCUUGUAAUGUAAUUUUUUCUUGUAAUGUACCUAUAUAUGCAAAGUGUCAAAGCAGAGUAAUAAAUUCAUUGGAAUAUUCAUAUUUA
Brassica rapa (field mustard) is the source of this 2908-nucleotide messenger RNA. RefSeq names its product BAHD acyltransferase At3g29680-like. The record is from RefSeq and is a predicted model, not a curated record. Lineage: Eukaryota; Viridiplantae; Streptophyta; Magnoliopsida; Brassicales; Brassicaceae.